AUGAAACGCUGCUUUGCUAAUCCUUCUCGCAUGCGACUGCUUUGUAGCAAGAAGGCUGGUCGAGAAGGGGGCGAAUGCCUGGCGGUCUCCGUGGAGAUCGCGCCUGCCGGUCCCGUCGUCGAGGUGCAGGAGACAAGCAUGGCAGAAGGAUGGACAGGUUGCCGCUUCUCACCUUCCGCCCUAUGGUUGGCACUCAAAGUGGCCGAACCCAACAGCCUCAUCCCUGAGUGCUCGGCGCGGGCGGGGUCCUUGAAGGCCAUCGAGUUCGGAUGUGGCGUUGGCCUGGCGGGGCUGGCUGCACACGCCGUUGGAUAUGACACAACCCUCACCGACUGUCUACCGGGUCAUCUGAAGAACUUGGCAGCACACACCACGAAGUUGAGGGCGAAGUUCCCGAAGAGCGCAGCUCUUCAGGUCCGCUUUCUUGAUUGGAUCUCCGACGUUGGUGCCGACCUCUCCUGCUCCAUUGACUUGGGCUCGCCAGAAAACGUGGCAGCUGCAGCCAGCUCUGACUGGGAGCGCUUGGAGAAUGAGCAGCUGAACAGCUUCGACCUGGCGCUGGCAAGCGAUGUUGUGUAUGAGGAGCACCACGCAGUACUCCUGCCAAAAGUUAUACAGCGCUGGUUGAAGCCAGGAGGUUGCUGGGCCGUCUCCCUUGCCAUUCGAGAUGCAGAUAUGAGCUGUCGCUUUAUGGAGCAGCUGGACGCUCACGGACUAGUCCCCGGCACCGCUGAGCACAUGGUCAUAGAAACGGCGUGCCAGUCAGAUCGAUGCUCUUACUGCUCCUUGCGGGAAGCCUGGCCCGCAGAUGCACCACUGCUCGACCGGCUUCGCAGCAUCGUCAGAGGUCACGAAGGAGGUGCAAUUCUUGUGAUGAGCCAGCGCCCAACGUAA
Symbiodinium sp. CCMP2592 is the source of this 894-nucleotide messenger RNA. Lineage: Eukaryota; Dinophyceae; Suessiales; Symbiodiniaceae. The record is from the annotation of a GenBank genome assembly.